This is a messenger RNA of Aspergillus fumigatus Af293, 1131 nucleotides long. The record is from RefSeq and is a predicted model, not a curated record. NCBI's taxonomy places the organism in Eukaryota, Fungi, Ascomycota, Eurotiomycetes, Eurotiales, Aspergillaceae.
AUGGCCAGAGCGAAAACGUCUGGGAGGACCACUGGACGAGAUAAGGACACAGCGGUCGAACGCUGCGAGUUCGAACUCAACGAAGAUUCUGACGCGACAGAAUGUAGGCUCGUUAUUAGAAUGAUCUGUGGACUGGGCGUCAUUAGAACUUACAAGCUCACUUAUGAACCAACUACCGCUCAGCAUGCCAUCUUCGACAGGUCUAGCGCGACUAAUAAAUGGAGCAUCGAUCCCAGGUUUUUGAAGGAAAUUACCGACCACUUCAGUCCGUCAGCAGAGCAACUGGAUAUCUACUUCGAUGGUGGCAAGGCCAUUUUCACAAGCUUUACAACGAAGAUCACUGACGGGCAAGAAAUUCUCAAACAACCAGUACACACUUCCGUGGCUAUCGAUAAAAGAGACUUUGAGGAUUUUUCAGCUGAAGAUGAACUUCAUAUUGCCAUCACUCUGAAGGACUUCAGAGCGGUUAUAACCCAUGCAGAGACAACAGGCGUCCUGAUCACCGCUCGACACACUCGCCCGUGCAGACCACUGCAGCUUGCAUAUGACUUCGAGGGGGUUAGGACCGAAUUCACCUUAAUGACGACAGGCGAAGAUGAUAGUGAGAACUUCCCAUCAUCGCGAGCAGCCGUUCCCGAGCUGCCCGCAAGGCAAACGCCAGCGCCGGUGCACGUCUCUCAGAACAAUGCUGCCUUGAAUACCGAACAGAUGCCACCUCGCAGUCGCUCAAUUCGACCGCUUACUGGGACAACCGACCGCGUCAAAGAGAGUAAUGUUGAGAGCCAGCAGCCACCGCCACCAUCAUUUCACUUCGACAGUCUGUUUGUGCCAGCCGAUGAUGACAAGCAGUGGGAUGUGCCGAAUGAGGAGGACGAGACUAUGGCUGAGGACAUGCUUGGCUGGGACGCUACAGCUGAUCAGGUAAGGGCUGCAAGGUCGUAUUGUGAAGGGGAAUCAUUGAUUGUGGUUUUCAGGAGACAUUCAACGCAAGCCUUGGGCCUCGCUUGCGAGACACUGAACCCGUUCUGCCACAUGACGCAAACCAGCAAGAGCCUCAGGAAGAAAUCGGCAUUCCUCCAACACAACGCAUUUCACAGGUUGGUCGGCGCAUCUUGUCAAAGGACGAGCUAA